UAGAGGAAGUAUUUUGCCGCGGUAUUCGGUAGUAGGGAAUGAAGGCGUUAAUUGAGAAGUGUACAUCAGAAAAAAAUACACAAGAUAAUUGGGAUUUAAUUUUAGAAAUUUGUGAAAAAUACGCUAGACAAGAGCCAGCAAUUUGUAUUCAAGCAAUAUGUAAAAGAAUAUUUCAUAAAAAUCCAAAUGUUUCUAUACGAUCUAUAACAUUAUUAGAUGCAUGCAGUAAAAAUUGUGGUAAACAAUUUAAUAGAGAAUUAGCUUCUAAAGAUUUUUCACAAUUAAUUAAAAAGAAUUUUUCAAGUUUACAACGUAUACCAUCUAUUAAAUUAAUUGAAAUAUUUGAAAAAUGGUCAGAUGAAUUUAAAAAUGAUUCUGAAUUAGCUUUAGCAGCUAGUUUUUAUAAUUGGGUUAAAACUGAAUAUCCAGAUCUUGUGAAACAAGCAAUGGAUGAAAAACAGAUAGUUAAACAUGGUCAUUCACGCCAACAUGUUGCACAACUACAGGCUAAAGAAGAAGAAGAUUUAGCACAAGCUAUUGCUUUAUCACUGAAAGAUACUAACAGUUCGACGCCAUCCCAUCUAAACAAACAAUCUGUUUCCACUUCAAAUGAGAAGUCUAGUUUAUAUCCUUCCUGCUCUCAACUUCCAUUUAGUUCACUUUCAACUUAUUCAACACCAGCAUCAUCAUCAUCAAAUGCCUCUAAAACAACUGCUCCUCGCAAUUCAAAGGGACAGGUAAGAGCACUGUACGACUUUGAAGCAGCUGAAGACAAUGAAUUAUCAUUUAAAGCUGGAGAGCUUAUCCUACUCUUAGAUGAUUCCGAUGAGAACUGGUGGCUUGGAAGCAAUAAUCAAGGUCAAGGUUUAUUUCCUGCUCAAUUUGUCAAACGUGAAAUUGAACUUGAUGGAGUAAAUAAUGUCGAAUCAGGUUCAAGCGAAGCUUCUCACAAUACAGAUGUUAAAAAAAACCAACCUACCAAGAAAAUUGUCCCCCAACUUGAUGAGAAAAAAAUCGAUGAAUGUUUACGUUUAAUUACAACUGUAGAUCCUACUGGUGAAUUUCAACAAGAUCCACCAGAAUUAAGUCAACUUGAAGCAGAAUGUGUAGCAAUGGUCCCACUUGUUGAUCCUGAAUUAAAAUUAGUUGAUAAAGAAAUUAUUAUGCUUACAGAAUUAAAUCAACGUUUAUUAGAUGCAUUUCAAUUGUAUCAUGAUAUCAUGUCACGUCAGAAUCCAUCAAAUGCUUAUUAUACCGGAAUGUCCAAUACUAUCGCUAACACCACGACCAACCCAAUAAAUCCAACAAUUCCUUACUUACCACCAAAUAUAUAUCCAUACACUCAGCCAACAUCGUCGAUGACUAAAUCUGCAUCUGCAGUACCUAUGAAUGGAUUCACUAUGCCAACAGAUUUGAAUGGAACUGUGAUGUUCCCUCCUACUGACUCUUAUCCUAUGUCAACUGGAAUUUAUGCAAAUCCACAAACAGAAAAUUUCGGUGGUAAUCUUCCUCAAAAUCUUCAUAGUGGUCAAGCAUCAUCUCAACCCUUUCCUGUACAGCAGUUUUAUGGAUCAAAUCAAAUAGUACCUCCCGAUGUUAUUACACAACAAAUGCAAUCAUAUUCGUCUGGUAGUAACAAUUAUGGAGUUCCAAAUUAUUCAAUGAAUGAGUCUCAAUCUAUGGUGUAUACAGACCAAUCAAACAACACCCUCUCAACUCAGAGAAAACAAUAACAACCGUAGGUCUCAUCUAGUUUCAUUUUAAAAAAUGCUAGGAAUCCUGAUAAUCAAUUACAUAUGAAAAUGAAAAAUAUUCUAUCAAGACGGAUUCUUUUUACAAAAGAAAAGCUUCAUUCCUUCGAUAUAAUAAACAAAUGAUUCUCUUUUAUAAACAAUACCUUAACAGUUAAGCUCUAAUAAACUUUAACCGUUUUCAAUUUGUCUUUCAUUCUCAACUACUACUCAAUACUACUAGUAGUAGUAGUAGUUCAUCUGUUUGUUUAUUUUUUUUCCCAGUAUACAUCUAUCAAAUUAACUUCAUCCUAUUAUUUGUGAUUUAAUUAAAUAUAAUUAUUAUAAAUAA
Molecule: messenger RNA, 2082 nt
Organism: Schistosoma spindalis
Lineage: Eukaryota; Metazoa; Platyhelminthes; Trematoda; Strigeidida; Schistosomatidae
Source: the annotation of a GenBank genome assembly